Molecule: messenger RNA, 15805 nt
Organism: Cydia pomonella (codling moth)
Lineage: Eukaryota; Metazoa; Arthropoda; Insecta; Lepidoptera; Tortricidae
Gene: srl
Exons: 8
Coding region: 1301-5878 (1525 amino acids)
Biological process (GO): positive regulation of transcription by RNA polymerase II
Cellular component (GO): nucleus
Molecular function (GO): RNA binding; transcription factor binding
Source: RefSeq, a predicted model, not a curated record
AGACAUCUGAAAUAACUAUUGUGUCAAGUUCUUUUUUGUACUAAGUAUCUAUGUAAAGCACGUUUUGUGUCAAUUAUGAUGUCAAUGGUUUCAGCUGACCGGUUUAUUUCGGAUUUCCUCCAAACUUUUACAAGGACGCGAACAUUUUAAGAACUUAAAUGAAAUCUACAAAAACCGGUUUAUUCCACGAGUGACAUAAGAGACGGCUUGGUAGUGUGCCAAGUAAACAUACACACCGAACUUAGAAAGAAACCGGUUUAUAUAUGUAGUUCUAAACCGGAUAAUUUGACAAGGACUGUUCCCAUAAAAACUGGUUUAAAAAUAACGGUUAUUCGAGCAAAAUCGAAAUUUAAAGGUUUUGCGUUAUGUACUUGAUAACGGUUUGGAAAUGUAACCGGUUUCCUAGCUUUGCCAGCUAUAAAAUAAGUUUUGUUGCAUUUUCUCAUAGGCUGACUAUACUUAUAGAUUUUUUAAAGUGUCGAUUUUUAAAUGGUGCAGAAAUGAAGUAACGCAAAGAGAAAGAGUGAAAUAUAUGUAAAUGCAGUUUUGCUCAAAUAAUGAGAGAAAACUUUGUCAAGAAACAAAACUAGUUCCAAUAGCCGUGUUUUCUCUUCAGUAGGCCCAGCUGGCACCCCGAUUUCGCAAAACUAAUGGCUGCCCGAGAAUCGGCGGGUCUUAAAGAGCGGUUGUAAUAUUAUAAUGUCACACAGUUUAUUAUUACGAAUGUAAUAAGAAUAGAUAGUUAGCGAAUACUUAAGAAAAAACUGUUUACAACAAUAAAUGUACUGUUCCUAUUUUGACCUGUGCUAUAUUAUACCUGGAACAGAACAAUGAGUCGCCCAAAAUCCCAAACGACCCAAACUCAGCUGGUAGGUAGUAUAAAGUUGGAUAGGAAGGGAUAACUGAUACUGUGAAUAGCGGGAAGUUUAUUUAUUAUUUUAUUAGGGUUAGAGACAACUCCAAGACAACAUGUUCAGAAUUGUCAGUCGAGCAAACCGCGUGGAGUUUAACUUGUGGUGUUUUCCACGUAUAAUAUGUGUACGUGUGUUGAACCUCUUAUCACAUAUUUUCUGUGUUAUGGCAACACCUAAAUUUUGCAGUCGUGAAGUUCGUAACAUGUGAUGUUUCGUGAAAAGUGUUAAUUUUUUACGAAAAACAAUUAGUUAUAGUGCCAAAUCGUGUUUGAAAGUGUAAAGGAUAUAUCAGUGUGAGUGUUUUUGGUGGUGUAAUUUGUGAUAGAGGCCUACAAGUCCUCAAGUGCAAAUUACAUGGAUAAAGCCGUCACCUGAGUCCGUAAGCGAUGGAGUCACAUGUUCUGAACACAUACCACCAGGCUCGCUACCGCACCAUCGGGCACAAGAGGAUGGGUUCCACCAGUGACCUCUCCUCGGAGAGCAGCUGCAACCAGAACAGCCCAGAGUACUCGCAGGCACAGCAGGAGUAUAGGAGGAAUUAUGAGGGCAAUGAGGAGUACUGGAGUCAAGUCGCAAACACAACUCAAACAAGUCAAGACUCUAGUUCAGACGAAGAAGAAAACGUAGAGGUCGUCGAACUUGAUAACCACUACGACGAAAAUGCCGAAGACACUCUAGUUGAAGGCGACGACUAUGACGUCAUCCAAGUAUACGCCGUCCAUCCAGACUUAGACCUCGAAGUGUCCUCCGACGAAGAACAACAAGAUUACUGUGUAGCUGAAGAAGAUAAUUCAGAAGAAGAAUACGCACAAGAUCCCCAAUAUACAGAAGAAACACAAUACGAAUACCAAGAGAAUAGAACAGAUAUAUGCCAAGAUGGUUUAGAUAUUAAUCUAGAUGGUCCAGUAGUUUCAAAUGUCGAUGAGUAUUUUAUCAAAGAAAAACCUAAACCUAUCUUGGAUACAAAAGAUGAACCUGUAGUUAAAGAUGUUGAUGAAUAUUUUAUUAAAGAUACUAAACCAGUAGCUCAAGUCCCAGAUGUUGACGAGUUCUUUAUUAAGGAAAAAGAGCCUGAGGAUACUAAAACGCAAUCUGAUAGUGUUCAAAGUGUGCCUCAGGUUGAACCUAUUGACAAUGCUAAAGAACCAGAACAUAACGAAUCAGAGCCUAUUGCAGAGGUUUCGAUAAAUGAGUCUGAUUUAGACGUCCUUCCAAACAUAGAGGAAAUCAAAAGAUACCUUCUUGAAGAUAUUCCUUAUAAAUUCAAAACUACACAAAGAUCAUGUUCCGUACCUCAUUCUCCGAUGCAUCAUCUAGCUUGCAUGGACAUCGAUGAUGCAAAAACCUGCCUAAGCUUCGAAGAUCUGAACCUAGACUUAUCUGAUUUAGCAUUCGAUAACGACAAGUACAAAUCAGACAGUGGUAAUAAAAUCGACGACAUUCCACGAACUUUAACGGACGAGGAUGUAAAUAGCUUUUUGAUUACCAACAAAACUGAAAAGAAAUCUGAGAAAAACGACGACGAUUUUAGCUCUCAAGAUAUGGAGAUAGAUAACCCUGUAGACGCAACUAUACACGUCGAGACUCCGCGAACAUCGACUCCCAUCAAAAAGCCGAACGUCUUAGACUUUUGCAUAGAAAAACCAGCAAUCACACCAGUCAAAUUUGAACCCAUUGAUGGCAAAACGGAAAUUGAUGAUUUCGUCGACGUAGAAUCCUGCAACGACGCGGCCAUACCCGUGCUCGCGGCGAACAACGUGAAUUCCCUUUUAGAACAGUUUGAAGCUAACGAAAAGUUCGCGACCAAACCGAAAAGGCCAAAGGACGACCCUAAACCCAAACCCAACGGCCUGACGAAUGGUAUGCGUUUGCAGGACGCGGGCGUCCAGCUCAACAAGAACAAGAUGCGGCAAAUACUGAUGCCGCCGAAAGCGGCGCUGCGGCGCUCGUUGAGCCCGCCCGCGGCUCCCGCACCCCCCGCACUGCCGGCGCAGCGCUCCGACCACGACUAUUGCAGCAAAAAACGCCACAGCCUGCCCACUCUCAAGGGCGGACAGAGCCUCCUCAAACCUGAGGUCCUCUCCAGCAACAGCCGAAUCCUCAACUCUAGGCACCGAUCCUGCAAAAACAAGAAAAUCGUCUACCAUCUCAGCAGCGAUGACGAAAGCGACAAGUCCGCCAAAAAUAAAAAAAGGGAUGAUGACGACGAUGUGAAAGCUAAAAAGUCCACCUUAAAACAACCUAUAAAACAGCCGACACCAUCAAAUUGUCGGAAAAAACUCUCACCCCCGCAUAGUGCUAACGAUACUUGUAAAGAUAAAAUUAACAGUUCUGUGAUGGUUAAAAAUGCUUCUAAAGCAAGUGAUACUCUCAGUAGUCAAACGAACAUUAGCAUUAAGUUAACUAUUAAAAAUAAAUCAGAGGUUAUACUUAAUAACUGUGAUGAUAAAGGCUAUCGGAAUGUUAAAGAUAUUGAAAAGUGUACGUCUAGUGUUAGUAGUAGUGCUGAAACUGUUAAAAUACAGGAAUUAGAUAGCGAGAAAUAUAAAUGUGUAAAUAUUAGUGACAAUAAUUGUGCGAGUGUAGAAGUUAAUACCGAAGCCCGUCCGAAAGAGGAGAACUUUUACACGGCGUUGUUUAGCAAUAAGCAAGAUGUACAGAUACCGCAAACGAUGGACCUAAAAACCGAAAAGAGACCAAUAGAUGAGGAACUUAAAGUUAUAGUAGAUAUAUCGAACAGAAACGAAACGGAGCAGCCUCAAAAGAAAAAGAAAUUAAAUCUCCAAGAAUACAAGAUGCGAAGAUCGGUUACCUCAAAUAAUAGCUCUGCAGCCGUAAGUCCUGAAGCAAUAUUUCCUGAUUUACCCAGCCCGUGUCCUUUGGAAAAAGUUGUCAUUAAUAAUGUAAAUGUGACGCCUCCCAAUGGUGCAGUAAACCUAGCUGAACAGAAGAACCCUGAAGCUCCAAAGAAAAUCUUCGAUCCGAUCAGAGAGGCAUCUAGGAAAAUACUCAUGAACACCAAGAAACAAAAAGCCGAGGCUAUGAGAAAGAGGGAUGAAGAUAUCGUGAUGAGCAAGAUACCAAAAGUAGAGAAUUUGGAACUGCAACCUCUAAUAAGUGACGCUGAAAUGCUCAAAAUAGUUGGAGGAAUGGCACCAGAGGAAGUGCCAGUUAUAAAGAAUGAAAAACCAAAAGCUACUGAUUAUGAGGAGAUAGUACUAGUUAGCGUCGGUACAAAUACUGAUGAAAACAUAUUUAGACAAAUGGAAAAGACUAAACAUAAAGAAGUCAGGAAAUCUCAGUCACCUCCAUUAGACGCUAAAGCACUAAUCAAUUUUAAGAUCAAAAAGUCCGAGGCCGUUCUCAAGCAAAAUGUCUUUGACUCAAAAGUGCAAAAAAACAACGCACGAAACGAAAAACGUAGUCCCGAUAAAAGUGACAAGAGAAAUGCAGACGUCAAAAUAGAUAAAGAACGAUACAAGGACAUAACGGCUGCUUUAAAGAGUGUAGAAAAGCAAGUAGAUACUAAAAUAUCAAGUAAUUCUCUAUUUGCUUCUAUUCAAGAUGUUGUACUGAAAAAAGCGCCGGAAGAAACAGCUGAGAAAUCAAACCAACAGCCUAAACCUGUUAAAACUUAUAAGACUACUAUAGUACGGGAAUAUGAUACUAAAGCGGAUCAUGGAGAAGACAAAAUUAUCCUACAUUUAGGAAAGCAUAGGAGAAAACCUGAAUCUGCUAGUGUUGUAGUUCAAACUGAGACAGAACAACCAGCUGUUGUGGUACAACCGAAAAAAACAGUUACUAAAGAGAAGAGUCCUGUGCAAAGGAAGAGGAAUGACAGUGACAUGUCGAUGUCAAGCGAUGUUAGCCCUUCACGCGACAAAACAGGGAGAGUAGAUGUUAACAAAUCAAAAGAGACAGCUAAGCGUUCCCGGUCAACCGAACGACUCCGACUUUUAACCGAAAAGCGAUCUCGCUCAGUCGAUAAGCGACCACACUCAAGCGAGAAACGCUCGCGCUCUAGAGAGAAGCGAUCUAGAUCUCGUUCUCGCGAUCGCUACGAUAGAUACAGACGACGAUCAAGAUCUCACAGUCGCAGAAGACGAAGAUCCCGCAGUAGAAGCGUUAGAAAUAGACGUUCACGCUCUAUCGAUCGCUAUAGACGACGAAGGCGCGAAUCUCCUUACAAGAGAAAACGAACCAGAUCCCCGUACCGUAGACGCUCACCGUCCCCGCGUAGAGACUACCGCCGUUCGCGUUCUAGAUCCAGAUCCAGGCACGACUCUGCGAGAUCUAAAAGCCCUAGGAAAACCCCCCCGCGUUGCGUUGAGAAGAAGUGCGACAAAUCUUACACUCCUCCUUUAAGAAAACCAACCAUUUCUGAAAGUUCUGAUUCGUCCUCUAGUUCGUCGUCUUCGUCCAGUUCGUCAUCAUCAUCAUCGUCGUCCAACCGGUCGAACUCCGUCCGUUCGGGGCGCUCGUGCAGCCCAAGACAAGAGCCUUACAGACGGAAGUACAGAAGCUACAGCCCUGAUGACAGAGAAAGCAACAAGCCGGUGGAAGAGAGGCGCAUAGUGUUCGUCGGCAAGCUGGAAAAGGACAGCACUAAAGCGACGUUGCGAGCUCAGUUCUCCAAGUUCGGCCAUAUUAUAGAAGUGCGGCUGCAUAAUAAGGAGGAUGGGACACGUUACGGCUUCGUAACGUACUCGCGCGGUCGCGACGCGUGGAGCGCGGUGGAGGCGGCCGGCCAGUUCCCGCAGUACGACGUCGGCUUCGGCGGCCGCCGCGCCUUCUGCAGGCAGUCCUACGCCGACCUAGACGGCCUAGAAGCGGAUUACGUCGAGAGCGCCUUCCACGGCGCCCCGACCGCGCACUCGCGCCGCGACGACAUGUCCUUCGAGCAGAUGCUGCUCGACGUCAAGCAGAAGCUCAGCCAGCGCAAGAAGGACGACGACGAGCCUUGACACUGCCACGGGUAGCCAGGGGACGGGUAACACUAUACCAGCCAAGUUAGUCGCGACACAUCAAUACGUCUACUUAUCUCUCGGUUGUAUCGCGACAUGUUCUGACAAAUGCUACUGGAUGUUAACCAGAACCUCCGUCAGCGUAAGAAGGACGACUAGUAUUGACACUGCCACGGGUAGCCAGGGAACGGGUAACACUCAAUACCAGCCAAUUUAGUCGCGACUUAUCAAUAUGUUAAUAGGUCUACUUAUCUCCCGGUUGUAUCGCGACAUAUCCUUCUAGCAGAUGCUACUGUAUGCUAAACAAAAGCUCUGUCAGCGUAAGAAGGACGACAAACCUUGACACUGCCACGGGUAGCCAGGGGACGGGUAACACUAUACCAGCCAAGUUAGUCGCGACACAUCAAUACGUCUACUUAUCUCUCGGUUGUAUCGCGACAUGUUCUGACAAAUGCUACUGGAUGUUAACCAGAACCUCCGUCAGCGUAAGAAGGACGACUAGUAUUGACACUGCCACGGGUAGCCAGGGAACGGGUAACACUCAAUACCAGCCAAUUUAGUCGCGACUUAUCAAUAUGUUAAUAGGUCUACUUAUCUCCCGGUUGUAUCGCGACAUAUCCUUCUAGCAGAUGCUACUGUAUGCUAAACAAAAGCUCUGUCAGCGUAAGAAGGACGACAAACCUUGACACUGCCACGGGUAGCCAGGGGACGGGUAACACUAUACCAGCCAAGUUAGUCGCGACAGAUCAAUACGUCUACUUAUUUCUCGGUUGUAUCGCGACAUGUUCUGGCAAAUGCUACUGGAUGUUAACCAGAAGCUCCGUCAGCGUAAGAAGGACGACUAGUAUUGACACUGCCACGGGUAGCCAGGGAACGGGUAACACUCAAUACCAGCCAAUUUAGUCGCGACUUAUCAAUACGUCUACUUAUCUCUCGGUUGUAUCGCGACAUGUUCUGGCAAAUGCUACUGGAUGUUAACCAGAAGCUCCGUCAGCGUAAGAAGGACGACAAGCCUUGACACUGCCACGGGUAGCCAGGGGACGGGUAACACUCAAUACCAGCCAAUUUAGUCGCGACUUAUCAAUAUGUUAAUAGGUCUACUUAUCUCCCGGUUGUAUCGCGACAUAUCCUUCUAGCAGAUGCUACUGGAUGCUAAACAAAUGCUCUGUCAGCGGAAGAAGGACCGCAAGUUUUGACACUGCCACAGGUAGCCAGGGAACGGGUAACACUCAAUACCAGCCAAGUUAGUCGCGACACAUCAAUAGGUCUACUUAUAUCCCGGUCGUAUCGCGACAUGUCCUAGCAGAUGCUACUGGAUGUCAAACAGAAGGUCAGUCAGCGUAAAAAGGACGUCAAGUCUUCACACUGCUACGGGUAGCCAGGGAACGGGUUAACAUUCAGUACCAGCCAAUUUAACCGCGAAACAUCAAUGUGUCAAAGCUAUAUGUCUACUUAGGUGGUGGUAUCGCGAUAUAUCCUUCGAGCUACUGGAACUGGAUGUUAAACAUAAGUUAAGUUGGUGCAAGAAUGGCGACAAGUCUUGACACUGCCACCGGUAGCCAGGGUAACGUUUAUCAGCUAUGCUAUAGUCUCGCGAGAAAUCGAUAAAAGUUGUGUUUGUCUCUAACCCAAGAAACCUAUAUUAUCUUUUCAUUGUAUUUUUGUGCUUGUGAUAAUAGGCAGGAAAGUCCGAUAAUGCGAUUUUAACCUUUUGAACGUCACGCCUAUCGUACGCGGCGCGCAAUCGUGAACGUUGUCGGUACGCAUGAAGGUUGAUAUUGGGCUGUAGCCGCGCGCGUCUUAUGACGUCUUUGGCGGUCAAAAGGUUAAAUUACAAAUAACUGAGAUAUGUCAAUUGUCGCAUGCACAAAGCUAAAAUAGAAAAAAUAAUAAAUAACAUCAAUCAUAAUCAUAACAUAUGAAAAUAGUCUCCUCUAUUUACUUUAGUGUCAGUAAAAACUUGAGUGUUUUGAAUCUAAAUUUAAAGAAUUUGACUCGGUUUAACGAGACUCGGCGCUUAAAAAACUUUCGAGUCUUAAGUCUCCAGACUUUUUUUAAGCACAACUCAAAAGGAGUCGAGCCUUCGAAUAACGUACUUAUUACUUAUCUCUGACUUCUCAUUAAGUGUCAGUCGUUCCUUGGCUAAAAACGUAAAAAAAAGUGUAUCUGUGUGAGUGCAAUGGCGUCCGCUGUCAAACUGACAGCUAGGUUUUGUGUUCCAAUCGUGCAAUUGAAAAAGACAUUUAAGUGUAUCGUGUUAGAGAUCAUUUUUGCUCACGCCGUACCUACUUAUAUUUCACAGUAGUUUUCACUUUAGUUUUAAACGUGUAAAUAGUAGAUUAUAGUUUAGUUUUUUUUUGUAUAUACGUCUUAAUCCUGCUACCUCUUUCAGUUAGUUUUCAGUUUUUUUGUUUGCUUAUUAAAUAUGAAAUAAGUACGAAUUUAUUGUUUGAAAAAAAAAAAAAACUAUGAAGGAUAUCGUUGGAAAAAUAAGAAAAUAAAAAAAUAUGCUUACUAAUUCGUGUUAAUUAAGACCACAAGGUAGCACAAAAGUGUUUUGAAAAUAUAUAUUAAUGUUAUUGUUUCAUACAAAUUGUAUGUAAGAUGGUGGUACGAUUAAUAUUGUCGUAUGAGGCUUUGUUCUCCACUGAAAAAAUAUAAAAAAAGGUAUGUUAGUUUAUCAUGAACAAUAUAUUAGAAACAGAAUAAUCUACGUUGAUAUAAGAUCAAUAGAAGAACCCAUUAGGUUGUGUACACUUAUAUAAUAUAUUAUUUGCUGGUCAUAUGUAUAUAGUUUUGACAAUUUUAUCUCUUAAUUUAGAUAAUCUCAAUUAUUUGUAAAAAUCUGUCAAUCAUCGGGAUCGAACCUUGGACCUAAGUCUAAGUCAACAUGUUACACUAAUGUAAAAUUAUUACAAUUAUUUUAAAACGUAUUUAGGUCGAAUAAAUGCCCGAUAUGUUUCAAUCCGUUAUUGAGGAUCCUCGACUGGAGCACCGACUGCGCCGUCUCUACUGCUUGAGCGCGCUAGGAGCCCGUUUAAAUAAUUUUAAUAUGUUUAAGUUUUAUAGUGUAAACAAUUUGUGAUAUUCCAUGAUAAAAGGUACCUUAUAAGGCGCCGACCGCCCUAAGGUACCUUUACCCGUGGAACGCCACAUUUGUUUAUUGACAGAUUUUUACAGUUCAAUAAUACAGUCAUUAUAGUAAGUUACCUUGUCAUACCAUUUCAUUUUAGGUAUUCACUUUAAUUACCCGGGUGCGACUGCAAAAGAGGGUAUUGUUUGUAUUAACGUUGGUAACAUUUUUCUUUAUAAAACAGAUGUUUAUUUAUAGUCAAAAUGUUUUUAGAUUUACCUUGAUUUUUGAAUGGCGUAUGUAUAGACAUAAAGGACAAAUAUUUGUGUUUUAACAUAAGAUUUCAAUGAUAAUACAAAAUAUUUGGUCAGUGCGACUGUGGCGCCGCCCUAGUGGGUGCGGGAAAUAUUGUUUACGGUACAUGUGAUGCUACUUUACGAUAAUAGUGCGAUAAUAAGCACACUACGUAACUAUGUCGAAUUUAAAGGACAAUAUGUACUGUAAAACGUACGAUACAUGUGCGAAUAGGUAAUCGCACAUCGUGUCGAUUUAAAACUCUUCGGUCACUCAUUGCGAAUUUCCUAUUUUUCGCACUUGUAUCGUAAUGUAAUUAUUUAACAGUUGACAGCUGCCAAAUAUGUGACAGUUCAAAUCAAAAGGGAAUGGCGCCAAUAAUGGCGUAAACGCCGACGGCCAUAAGGUCCCUUUUGAUUUGGACUGCCAAAUAUUAUUUGUCCUUUACGUUUUAAGGUAUUCAUACGCUAAAAAACUGUUUCUUCGCCAUAAGCUUCCAUUGAGAUUUUUAGUGCCAAACUAAAGCGUUCCUAAUAUUCCUAAACCUAGGUACAAUUACAUUUAUAUCCUGAUACAAUUACUAAAUAAAUGCACUGAGAAUUUUGACAGUUUAAUUUUAACUAACAUUUUAAGGUUUGACUAAAAUGGAGGAUUUACGUUGUAUGGGUUGCCAUGGCAACACAUUGAUCAUAGUAGACGGUAUUAGACUAACAUUAUUAGUCCGCGAACUGUCAAGUCGUAUGGGUUACCAUGACAACACACUAAUGAUAUUUGAUUUAAUUUCGGACCAUAAUUGGGAGCGUUUGACUAUAGGGGCCGUGCGCGUUGGAGGGUCCGCCAUCUUCUGGCCAGAAUCGGAAACAUAAACUGUACAUUGACACUUCAUGCCAGAGCAAAUGCUGCCCUCUACAGUUUACGUACGGUUCAUUGUGCAUUGUAGGUUCUGCCAUCUUGUGGGCUACAUUGGAAGCUUUACACAUUUACACUCCGCGUCAAUAAACAGGGCGCUCCUGUGCUGCCCCCUACAGUUCCCUAUAUUCGGGUAAUUUUACGGUACGUCUUUCCUAAGGCUAGUAAAAAAUAUGUUUUAGUAGAAUUAUUAUUUGUUUCAUAUACAUCCUCCGUUUUAGUCAAUGCCAAUAACAUAGACUAUCCGCAAUUCCUAAAACUGGAACAAAUCUAGACGCACUGAACAAUAAGAAUGACCUAAGUAGUUUUUCAGAGCUUUUUAAGCUUAAUGCUUAGACUAAGGCUGUAUUAUACAUUGAAUUUAACAACUAUGUGGUAAGUUAAAUGACUUUUAAUGUAAGUGCACAAUUAAUAUAUUAAAAAUCCAUUUUUUUGUUCGGUUUAUAAAAUCCGAACAGAUAUUGAUCUUUGCUUAGUUUGGGGCUGGGUCGAUCUGUGUGAGAUUGUCUUCAAAUAUUUAUUAUUAUUUAUUUAUAUUAAACAAGUUACUGUCAAAAAUUGUGAUGCAUACUUUUAUUUCUGAAUGUUUUCUUCUCAAUUUCAUGUUUAAUCUUUGCUUAGUUUGGGGCUGGGUCGAUAUGUGUGAGAUUGUCUUCAAAUAUUUAUUUAUAUUAAACAAGUUACUGUAAAAAAUUGUGAUGCAUACUUUUAUUUCUGAAUGUUUUCUUUUCAAUUGCAUGUUUAACCAAAAAAAACUAGAGACCUAGAGCUAAGUUGGGAGCGAUUUUGAUAGUCCAGUCAAGUGUUAAGUAAACGUCAUAAUUUCAUGGAAGUUUGACGUUUAAAAUAACACUUGCACAGUCUGGGCUGUCAAAAUUGCUGCCAAGUUAUCUUAGUCUGACUAUAUGUAGCUGAGGUGAAUUAUAAAUCAAUUGCUUAAAAAUAUUAUCUAUGAAUUAAAAAUAUAUAUAUCCAGAGAGGGAAUGGGGACCUUAUUUGUACGGAGGACCACCAGCGGUCGCCCUCUUUCCUAUUAAAAUUCAAUGUCAUUUUGUUUCUGUCGUACAUAUCUGUUCGGAUUUUCCAUUCAAUAUUGAAGGCCUAGUCAUCGGCGGCAAGUUUUGUUGUGAUCGUAUUUAUUUAUGUACAUUGUCUAUAGCUCGUGUCAUUGACGAAGACGCGUGCCUUGACUCAUAUUGUUAUGUCGCUGCGCGUCAUCGUAGAUGACACGAACAAUAUAAGUUAGACCUUCCAUUAUGGCUGUAUUAAGGCUGGCUUUCAACUGAGGCGGAGAUGACCGGCGACAGACUAAUAAUACUAAUCCGCUAAUUUCCUUGACAUGCGCUUAACCAAGGGCCCAUUUCACGAACGGUAUUAGACUAAUUUUAUUAGUGUGCCAUGGUUAACUACUACGAUUUAACAGUUCAAGGACGAAUAAUAUUAGUCUAACACCGUUCGAGAAAUGGGCCCCAAAACGCUGAUAUUUUCGUAGUCGACGUCUAGCGUUAAAUAGAGGAUUUAUCAGUAACGCAACUUGACAGAUGUCACGACAAACGAAAAGUGUAUAUUUGUCUAAUGCGGAGAGUCAUUUGCGCCUCAGUGGAAAAACAGCAUAAGCAAUUUAUACAUGACAGUUAAUUUCUUAGAAUCCAGAAUUUUAAUAAUUAUACAGAGUGUUUUGACUAGCCUACGAGACUUAGAAUUUUGAAUCAACCACACCCAGCUUGUCAGUAGAAGAAGGCGCGAAAUUCAAAUUAUCUAUGGAGAAUUAACCGUUCGCGCCUACAUUUUUAAAUUUGCCGCCUUUUUCUAUUGACAAAGUGGAUAAGUUCCAUUUCUUAUGUUCAAAAAAUUUACGUAUUUUUAGUGGCACAUUUCUGUCGUCAAAUAUAAAAUAUCAAUGUAAACCUUAUUCAAAUUACUCAAAACGUGAAUAUUAUCAAUAAUUCUGUGUCUAAAUUGAAAAUACUUAUGAUAUUGGCAGCUUAUUUAUAUUAUUAUAUAUUAUUACAUACUACCUAUACUUCGUUUUUUAGGAUUAGAAAGUAAGUAAGCGAUAUUGACGUAUCUUUUUAUUGAAAAACAAGUCUCAGCAAACAAUUAUAAAUCAUGUACGAUCAUUUACAUUCUUUUGGUAUCACAAUAGUUACUAUUUUUUUCAAAGCGUUUUUCAAUAAAAAGACGUCUAGAUUGUUUGUUUUUUCUUAUGGCCAGUACAGACGGGAACAAUUUUUUGCCAAUCUGAUUAAAUUGUCUGAUCAAAUCGUGCGACAAUUGGCCACUUUCACAAAUUUUAGAUUUAUGGUGUUAUUUGAGCGCUAUAAAUUUAAAACAUGGCCCCCAACGCGAAUACUAACAUCACAAAUUGGUAUAAUGUUUGAUUCCGCACCUCUAUUUUAUCGGUCUUAAUCGGCGGUCGAAUUCGGCGAGCCAAAUUGGCGUUUGCGUCCGCACCACCUGAUUUGAUCUGACAAUUUAAUCAGAUUUGCAAAAAAUGUACCUGUGUGCUUGAAAAAAAAAACGAAGUAUAAUAUACUUACAUACUAACGAUAGUCACACUCUGUCUACAAUAAGAUUUGUUUACAAAUAAAGACUGUUAGUGCUGCCAAAAGUUGUCAUGGUGUAGCCCAAAGAUGGCGUAUUAGCGUUUUUCACCUUCGACGCCCGACAAAAAGUAUUCAUCUCUUUCUAUUUUUAAUGGCGGGAGAGGGAUGAAUGAACAGUAAACGAAAACGUGGCGUUCUACUGAGGGCCUACCGCGAACCACAUUCUACGUGUUGCCUCCCUAUCACACUUACACACGAAUUUACAAGUGCGACAGAGAGGCAACACGUCGAACGUGGUUCGCGGUAGCCCUCCUGAUCUUCUACGAAUACGGUAAAUUUCAUCCUCCUAAGGAAUCCCUUCUUUAGCUUGGCACGAGGAAUUUCGUACAUUGGCUCGCUUCUUUCUAUCUGUAUCGCUCGCGCGUAAUGAUAUUGCUGUCCCGCCCAUGAUGCCGGCUGUCAAUAUAACCAAGCGCACGCGAUAGAGACAGAAACAGGCGGUGCAAUGUACAAAAUUCUUCCUGCUCAGCGUCUGUUCUUUUUACAAAAAAACUUGAGUUUCUUUUGUUUUUAGAUUUAAAAAAAAAAACAAACAUACAACUAUGUUCCUUUUGCUGGGACCAUGGGCCUCAAGCGCCAAUUACAUCCACACUAUCAGGCCUGAUAUCAGAUCCAAUUUCGGGCCCGAGCAAGAGUAGUUUUCCGUUUCACGGAAUAUCAGCACAUCGUUUACAAUAUUUGAAAUGUAAAAAAAUGGUUCAUAUGCAAAAAUAUCAAACGUUGAACAUUUUUGGCAAUUAGAGACAAAGUACAUUUUUACAUUUCUAAUAUUGUUAACGAUGUGCUGAUAUUCCGUGAAACGGAAAACGAUUAUCUGGCCCGAUAUCGGGAAGUGUGGAUUUAACGCUUUAUAACGUUAUUGCACAAUACUGGCUUUAUAUUCAACUUUUACAUCAUUUGGAAGAAAGUGAUGGAUAGCUUACAAAGGCAUCUUAAACUAUGAAAAUAGCAACACUACUACUUAUUUUGUUUGUAUGUAGUAUUGUGUUCGUGAUGGUAAACUCCCAAGGAUACCUUGUUUGCCACAACAAUGAAUAAAGGAAAACGCUAUUACGUUAGCAGGAUUCAACGAGUUUUAUUAUUAGCAUUUAGUUUCUUAGUGAAAUUUUAGUUUUAGAACAUGUUAACAUUAUAAAAAGUUUUCUCUAAUCUAAAAAAAUGACUUAUUCGUUAUUAAGUUCUAAAUUUAUGUGCAUACAUUCUCACUAUGCCAUUUGAAAUUGUAUCUUAUUUCCUAGGUGUGUAAGUGUAAAAUAAUUACCUGUCGAUAUAUAUUUUUGUCGUUAAAAUUCGAAUACUGGAUGGAUCAAAAGAACGCUUGUUAGUUCUAUUAUGGAAUUGGAUAGUGUUUGUAAGACUCAAGUGAUGUUUUAUGGAAACCUAUUGAUUAUUACAUUUUUUGCAAGAUUAUGUGUAUCUAAAUAUCUCUUAGGGCUUAACACUAGAGUCGGCGUCUAGUCAGCGCUAUGGAAAAUGGCGUCGCUGCGCAGCUGCGCCAACGUUGCGUUGAGCAGCAGCCAUAGGGUUGACUAGACGCCGGCGCUCGGAAUACGCUAGUGUGGGGUGGCUCUUAAGGGGCGUUCCAGAAUGUCGUUUUUUUAACAAUUAUGGCCUGGAUGCAAGUCCUUUAAGCCAAGAAUGUCGCUUACAUAAUGCCGUUUUUCUGAUACUUUUGAAAAUGCAGUAUUUUACAAGCUUUUAUUUACUUUCACCUGACCGUUGUCUGUUUGUAAUCAAAUCAUGCAAGUUAAAUUAGAUCCACUUCCCGGUUUCCGAUUGAGCUGAAAAUUUGCGUACAUAUGUAAGUCGGGUGACAAUGCAAUAUUAUGGUACCAUCGAGCUGAUCUGAUGAUGGAGACAAGAGGUGGACAUAGUAACUCUGUGAUAAAACAACGCAACCUAAUUAUGUUUGGGGGUUUUUAGAAUUUGCUCGAUGAGUAUUAGUUGCCUGUGGAAAGAAAAGUACAGUCAGCGAUAAAAGCUUGUACCAAAAAUGAAAUUUUUGCCAAAAACUAACCUAACCUAAACGUAAUAAUAGUAAUAAUUCAAUUAUUUUGUCUGGUUAAUUUCAUGAGUUUAACAGAUUCGCAGUACUUAUAUUUUCGAACUUUACGUAUUUGAGUGAGCUCGCUGCCAUACAAGACGAAAGCAUUUAGUAAGCGAUAUUCUUGUGAAAUGACUUUAAUAGGAAAUAAGCGUCAUUAAUAUUAUGCCCUCAUUCCAUAGGAGUGUUUAUUAGGUGCUCCCAGGAAAACCCGGAAGGCUUGAUAACUGACUAGAUUUCUAAGACAAUGUAUUCUUUUUUAUCAAACAAAAUCUGAAAAUUAAGUGGACACUAUUUCAUUUUCACUAUCUUGUGACGAAGAAGUUGGCGUGUGAAUCAAAUUUUGUUAUUUCAGAAAUUUUGCUGUUAAAAAUAUACGAAAACUUUGGAUUUGGGCCCUAGGAAGCGGGAAAAGUAAAAGUGGGGGAAGAGGGGAGUAACAUAAAUAUAUCGGAAAGUCUUUUUGUUAAAGUUAGACUAAGCUAAGUUGGCAGCGACUUUGAUAUCCCAAAAGAUGCAAGUGUUAUUUUAAACGUCAAACUUCUAUGAGAUUAUGACGACAAAUAACACUUGCACCGUCUGGGCUAUCAAAAACGCUGCCAACUAAGCUUAGCCUAACUCUAUCGCUCGAAUAUGCAAGAGUCAUACUCUUGUUCAAACUGAAUAUGAUAUCAUACCAUUAUGAUGUAUUCCUUCUGGGUUGUCUAGAUGAAUUGUCAGCACCAGGGUGUCUACCGCGAAGACCGAAAUUUGCAAAUUGCGGGGAUCUUUCUCUUUUACUCUCACUAAGACGUAAUUAGAGUGACAGAAAAAUGCCCGCAAUUGACGAACUUCGAUUUUCGCGGUUAUAGUCCAGGUAACAGGGCUUUUUAUAGUGUUGGCACCAUCUUGAUUCUACAGUACACGUUAAAGUCCAAUGUAAUAGAUUAGUACAUACUUACUAUAGUACCAGUGAGAAUGUUUUAUACAUAUGUUGUUGAGAAUAAAGUAUUUUGAACAUA